AUGAUGAACCUGGCACUAACGAGAGAGGAAGCCGAAACAAAUAAGUCAACAUUUCAACAAGGUAUCAGUAAUUAUAUCCAAUUUCAAAUGGAACUACCUGUAAACAUGACAAAUUGGACAUCAAAGAAUACUUAUGAUAUUCUAUGGACGAAUGAAUUUCCGUUGUUGAACUCAAUGAAUUAUUGGUCAAAUGAGACAAUGGUGGGAUUUAUUCAUUCAUCGGAAGUGGCAAAAAUUAAUCAGAUGUUAGUAAUUAAUCCAAACACAGUGGCAAAUUUAUAUCGUGUUAUCAGAAGAAAACGAUUUGAUCCGAGUUUGAUGAUGAUAAUUUUAACGGUAUUAGGAUGUAUGGGAUUGAUUAAUGAAUGGCAUCGUGUAAUAUUUUUGAAAAAAACUCUUCGACGCUAUUUACAUAAGAAAUUAAUCAGAAUUCCACCUCUAACAAUUGUUCAACAGGAACUUGAUCAAGAACAAAAUUUAAAUAGUCAAAAACUAGACUUAAUCGAAGUUGAGAAUGAUGAUAUACUUCGUCCAUCUGCAAGUACGACAUUUUACAGACGUCCACCCAUAUUUGGUGAUUAUAUGAAAUUACUGAACAAUUUUCUAUGUGAUCCUAACGUGAAUAACGUUAAUAAUAAUGCUCAUGCUGCGGAAAUGUCAGUGAUGUUGUCUAAUACAGUACCGAAUCUUCAGAUAAUGUCAACAUUAGAAUCAAGUACAUCACAUAUUCACGUUCGAUCGCCAUCGUGUACAUCAAAUCGCGAUCCAAACAUCUAUGAAAAAUAUUGUAAUUAUUAUUUACGUCACCAUGGUUUAUUUUUUGAUAAUAGACGAAUAGAUUACUCAUGGAGUAAUAUUAAAAUACCGUUUAUUGUUCGUGAAUCGUUACCUCUUGUAUUCAUAUAUCCUGAUUUACUACCAAAUAAAGAAAAAUGUGAGUUUGAAGGUGGACAAUCUUAUCUAAUUAUUACAGAUAUUUUAUUUCCGUCGUUGUUAUUAAAUUUUUGUCGAUUGUUUGAUAUUUGUAAUGGUAUUCAAUCGCGAGUAUACUAUAUUCAAUCACUAUGUGCUUAUAUAUUCAGUCUUUUACUGUCACAAUUAAUUAAUAUAAUCUUACAAUGUAGACAACCAUCAUCACUUAUUGUUUAUCCAAUUAUUUUAUUUUCAACUAUUCUAACGAGUAUCAUACGGAAAGAAUUUAAGAAAAUAAUCUAUGGUACUUUAACCGGCCUUGACGAUUGUAUACAUAUGAUUAAUAGACAAAAAGAAGAUAUCUGA
Didymodactylos carnosus is the source of this 1278-nucleotide messenger RNA. NCBI's taxonomy places the organism in Eukaryota, Metazoa, Rotifera, Eurotatoria, Philodinida, Philodinidae. The record is from the annotation of a GenBank genome assembly.